UUUAAAUACAUGCACACUAGCGAUAAGAACUGCAAGUGUCAGCAAAACCAAUAUCGGCCAUUCAAAGUGCAAAGCCCUAGCUUAACAAAGCACUGCAAAUUCAGCAAAAUAUUCAUAGAUUAUCAACCGUAUAAAAGCCAGUGUCAAUAGUGCUAUCAGUAGUUGAGUUUAGCAUUCAUUCAUUUUCAUAUAAUGCGUCUCUCUUACAUUCUUCUACUUGUCUGUAUAUUUGCCCUGGCUAAGGCCGGCACGUGGCGGCAGUCACAGGACUAUAAUACGAGUGACGAAGAGGUCCGACCAAGCUGGACUCAUAGACACUCUGAGAUGUGGCCCUGUGAUGUCGCCGAUUAUCCAGAAGCCUAUCUGCUCAUACACAAAGUUGAGAAGCGUCUGGAGCGCAUAGACAACGAGCAACUAAAAACCAGAGUCGUAGACUAUGUGGUGGGCCAGUUGAGGCAGUGUAAGACAGGCAAUGACAUGGACGAGCACUGUGUCAAACGCUCCAUUGGCUAUGCAAUGUCCUUUAUAAACCGCAACAAAAGGCAACAGCUGUAAUGUUAUUUAA
Drosophila novamexicana is the source of this 565-nucleotide messenger RNA. RefSeq lists its product as uncharacterized. Lineage: Eukaryota; Metazoa; Arthropoda; Insecta; Diptera; Drosophilidae. Bases 193 to 555 code for a protein of 120 amino acids. The record is from RefSeq and is a predicted model, not a curated record. The transcript has a single exon.